This is a messenger RNA of Debaryomyces fabryi, 1560 nucleotides long. RefSeq lists its product as uncharacterized. The coding region runs from base 1 to 1560 and encodes 519 amino acids. Lineage: Eukaryota; Fungi; Ascomycota; Pichiomycetes; Serinales; Debaryomycetaceae. Gene Ontology annotation, molecular function: NEDD8 activating enzyme activity. Gene Ontology annotation, biological process: protein neddylation. The transcript has a single exon. The record is from RefSeq and is a predicted model, not a curated record. Gene Ontology annotation, cellular component: cytoplasm.
AUGACGAUAGAUAAACAAAGCAGAUAUGAUAGGCAAUUGAGGUUAUGGGGGAACUCUGGUCAAUCAAACUUGGAGAGCUCACACAUAUGUCUAAUUAAUGCUACUUCUACAGGUUCUGAAUUAUUAAAGAACCUUGUGUUACCGGGAAUUGGAGAGUUUACUAUUAUCGAUAAUACUGAAGUAACUGAAAACAGUUUAUCUGGUAACUUUUUCUUAGCACAUCAGGAUCUAGGUGAUAAUGCAGCAAAGGCUAUGGUUCGAGAAUUGAAGGAAUUAAAUAGUGAGGUGGUUGGUAAUGCCAUUGAAGAUUCACUUAGUAAUGUGUUGAGACAAGAGUCUGUGCAGUUCUGGGACUCUUUCAAUAUUGUAGUAGUAAGCAAUUACGUACCUAGAGAAGACUUGGAUAGAUUGAAAGACAUAUUAUGGGACAAAAACAUUCCUUUAUUCUUUGUCAAUACAAUUGGCUUUUAUGGAUCGUUGCAACUUAUCUUAAAGGAAACUACUGUUAUUGAAACACACGAUCCAGCUAAAUUCUUUGACUUGAGAAUUGACCAUCCAUGGCCCGAAUUACAAGAAUAUGUUGAUUCAAUUAACAUGGAUGAUCUAGAUGAUACGGAACAUGCACAUGUUCCAUAUAUCGUAAUAUUUAUAAAAGCAUUACAGUCUUGGAAAACUUCCCAUAACAAUGCCCUGCCUAAGAAUUAUCAAGAGAAGAAAGAGUUCCGUAAACAUGUGGAAUCUAUGUCAAGAAAUAUUGGCAAUGAAAGCAACUUCAUAGAAGCAUUAAAAAGUAUUCAUCGGGCUUUACAAAUUACCCAAAUUCCCCAAACAGUUCUUGAAUUAUUUAAAGACGAGAAUAUAAAGGAUGAAAAUAUAAAUUUAACGACAUCGAUAUUCUGGAUUUACAUAAAAGCCUUGAAGAAUUUUGUUGCAAAAACGAACAAGUUACCAUUACCGUAUGCCAUUCCAGAUAUGGCGUCUGAUACCCUUAGUUACAUCACGUUACAGAAGAUAUACCGAGAUAAAGCCAUAAAUGACCAAAAGUUAUUUACUGAAGAAGUUAUUGAAAUUUUAAACUCCAUUGGGAGGACGGCAGAUGAUAUUAACCAUGACUCAAUUUUAAGUUUUUGCAAAAAUACACAGUUUUUAUAUGUUGCCAAAGGGUCUAGAGAGCUAUUUAAUCAAAAAAUGAUAUCUAAUGUUCUUUCAGGGUCUGAGGAAGAAGGAUGUGAUAUAUUGAGCAUACAUUUCGCCCUACUUUCAUUCAAUAGUUAUAUUGAACAAUACCACACUAGUCCUAAUAUUCAGAACUUGGAUGAAUUUAUUGAAGUCUUCAAGCGUUAUUAUGCUGACCCUUCAUCUGAAAUACCUGAGACCUUACAUAUAACUUUUAAAGAAAUUUUAAGUCAUCCUUCACCUGAUUAUCAUAAUAUAAGCAGUCUCUUAGGAGGUGUUGCAAGUCAAGAAAUAUUAAAAAUUACUACGUCUCAGUAUACACCCCUUGAUAACCUAUAUGUUUUCGAUGGUAUACAUUCAAUUAGUGAAAAGUGGAAAAUAUAA